UACAUAAAUCAAUUAAAAAAAAUAAAAAUUCAAGUGUGUUGAACAAGAAAAAGAAGAAAACCCAAACAAAAGAAGACCCUUACCAUAUUUCCCUGUUAUCUCUAAACCCCUAAACCCGAAUCCGACUCUCGCUUGAACCCUCGUCGACUCCAAAAUGGGAAGCAGCCAGGCCGCCACCUCCUUCCUCUCGAACCUGGGCCGCGCGGCCCUGGGCCUGGGCCUGUCGGCGGCCGCCCUGAACUCCUCUCUGUACACGGUGGACGGCGGUCAGCGCGCCGUCCUGUUCGACCGGUUCCGCGGCAUCCUGGACUCGACGGUGGGCGAGGGGACCCACUUCCUGAUCCCGUGGGUGCAGAAGCCGUACAUCUUCGACAUCCGGACGCGGCCCCACACGUUCUCGUCGGUGUCGGGCACGAAGGACCUGCAGAUGGUGAACCUCACCCUCCGCGUCCUCUCCCGCCCCGACACCGACAAGCUCUCCGUGAUCGUCCAGAACCUCGGCCUCGAGUACGACGAGAAGGUCCUCCCCUCCAUCGGCAACGAGGUCCUCAAGGCCGUCGUCGCCCAGUUCAACGCCGACCAGCUCCUCACCGACCGCCCCCACGUCUCCGCCCUCGUCCGCGACGGCCUCCUCCGCCGCGCCCGCGACUUCAACAUCCUCCUCGACGACGUCGCCAUCACGCACCUCUCCUACGGCGCCGAGUUCUCCCGCGCCGUCGAGCAGAAGCAGGUCGCGCAGCAGGAGGCCGAGCGCUCCAAGUUCGUCGUCAUGAAGGCCGAGCAGGAGCGCCGCGCCGCCAUCAUCAGGGCCGAGGGCGAGAGCGACGCCGCCAAGCUCAUCUCCGACGCCACCGCCGCCGCCGGGAUGGGCCUCAUCGAGCUCCGCCGGAUCGAGGCCUCCCGGGAGGUCGCCGCCACGCUCGCCAAGUCGCCCAACGUCGCUUACUUGCCCGGCGGGAAGAACUUGCUCAUGGCGCUCAAUGCCGGUGGACGUUGAUUUCUUUGUGGGCUAUAUGAUACUUGGAAUGGUGUGAAGUUCUCCUUUGCUAGAGUUUUUUUUUUCCUCAUCUUGUUUUUUGUAGACCCCAUCUCAUCUGAGCACAAGUUCUUUGUAACAUUUUGAAAAUAAAAAAAAAUGUUACAAAAAAAAUUGGACGUUUCAUGUUUGAGGAUAAUUGGGUCUUUUACAGUUGUACUUGAAGAAUGGUAACUACAUGCCAAGACUAAAUUGAGUCCUUGCUUGUUUGAGGAUAAAGGGGUCUUUUACAGUUUGUACGUGAAGACUUGAUUAAUGUAGCUUCUUUUUCAUUUUUUUC
Molecule: messenger RNA, 1316 nt
Organism: Cajanus cajan (pigeon pea)
Lineage: Eukaryota; Viridiplantae; Streptophyta; Magnoliopsida; Fabales; Fabaceae
Product: prohibitin-3, mitochondrial
Biological process (GO): mitochondrion organization
Cellular component (GO): membrane; mitochondrion
Source: RefSeq, a predicted model, not a curated record